This is a messenger RNA of Humulus lupulus (European hop), 1575 nucleotides long. RefSeq lists its product as uncharacterized. Gene Ontology annotation, molecular function: nucleic acid binding. The record is from RefSeq and is a predicted model, not a curated record. Bases 179 to 1249 code for a protein of 356 amino acids. The transcript has 4 exons. NCBI's taxonomy places the organism in Eukaryota, Viridiplantae, Streptophyta, Magnoliopsida, Rosales, Cannabaceae.
UCUUUUUCUCUUUCCCUUGGUGGGAAUUUUGGGAUAGCAAAGGCUUCUUCUUUAUCUUCUCUCUCUAAUGCCUUUGUUCGCUGACCAAUAACCCAAAUCUGUCUUCUCCCUCUUGUAGACAGAGAAAUUAGAAGGAAGAAUAAGAAUAAUAAGAGAGAGAGUGAGGAGAGUCUCGGCCAUGGACUCGUCGCCUUCAAUCGAUGCCGUUCCGGGGCUCAAAGAGAAAGAGUCAAUGGUUGACCCUUUCUUGGUUGAGGCUCUCCAAAACCCUCGUCACCGUCUCACCAUUUUGCGAAUGGAACUUGAUAUCCAGAGGUUUUUGCACAAUUCUGAUCAACAGCAAUUUGAGUUUCAACACUUCCCAACAUCUUACCUAAGACUGGCAGCACAUCGUGUUGCUCAACACUAUGGUCUGCAAACUAUGGUUCAGGAUGGUGGAUUAGAUGGUCAAGGAAAUAGGAUUUUGGUCAGAAAAACAGCAGAAAACAGAUAUCCUGCAGUUCGUUUGUCUGAAAUACCUGCAAAACAGUUGGAGAGUGAUAAGCCAGAGCAUGUUAAAAUUGUGAUCAGGCCUAGGCCUAAUAAAGGGUCUCUAAAUGGAUUAAAUGAACUUGGGACAAAACGAAAUUCUUUUAGAAGUGUUGAAGAGAGAAAGGAGGAGUAUGAUAGGGCACGAGCUCGUAUUUUUAGCAGCCCUAACAGUCCUGAUUCAGAUGACACCUUGUCACAAGCUUCAGUGGAUGUAAAACCUGUAGGCUUGAGCAGGGAUGACAAUGAUAGUGGCAGGAACAUGAUUUUUGACCCAGAUAAAAAUAUGAGCAUCAGGGAUAAUAAUCCGUCCCGAGUUGCCAUUUUCAGGGAUAGGGAGAAAGAUCGAAUUGACCCAGAUUACGAUAGAAGUUAUGAAAGGUAUGUUAGGAAUCUUCCAACCAAUCAGAACUUCAACUUGGCACAUUUUAAUAUGCAAAAGAUUCAACCUCCUUUUGUCCAGUAUGAUCCCAUCUUUUCUCAGCUAGGCCAGAUGCCCAGGGCUCAGACUUCAUUGAACUACGGUCCAGGACCGUCUAGCCCAAUGAUGAACCCUUUCUGUGCCAUGGGAUUGAAUCAGACUUCUAGAGAUGCUGCAUACAUACAAUGGUCUACUGCUGCAAUGAUGUAUGCACAUUCAUAUGAACAGUCUAGACAUGCUGGAUUCCAGGCUCCAUUGUGUCAACAACCCUUAAGCUUUGAUUAUUCACAAAACCAUUAAAUGACAUGACAUGUGGGGUUGGGGAUUGUAAUACUAGUAGAUCUACAUUCAGAUUUCUAUAUACAUUUUAGGUUCUUUGUUUGAGACUUGGUCAUUUCAGACAGACAGUUCUAGUAUGAGUCUUUUUUUUGGAUCUUAUAUUUAGUGUGUAAUGAUGUCGCUCUUUAUUGGACAAUGUCGUCUUGAGUGAAUUUCUAGUUCACGCUUCCUGUGCUCUCUUUGUUAAUUUAUUAUAAUUCUCAUUCGUUAUAAUGUAUUUCUCUUUGACAAGUUUUUUCUGCUUGUACUAAAAAUAAUCUUGGGCAUGUGUCCAUUUUUUUUGGUCA